AUGGGAGUCGAUAGAUUGGAAAAUGCAAAUCCGACUCUUUACACGGAAAAACCGCGAACACGACCAAGUUCCGGAAAAGAAAUGUGAGUAAAAUGAUGCAAUUUUCAUUCAAAAGUGUGAUUUUUAGGGAUGAAAAUGUGGAAGAUCCAAUUGAUUCGUGGGAGAUUUUUGAUUUGAUAAGAGAUAUUAAUGAUCCUGAACAUCCUUAUACUUUGGAGCAAUUAAAUGUGGUUCAAGAAGAACUUAUCAAAGUGCAUCAAGAUGAAGACGAAACUUUUGUUGAGGUCAAUUUCACACCAACAAUUCCACAUUGUAGUAUGGCAACACUUAUUGGAUUAGCAAUUCGUGUUAAACUUUUGAGAAGUUUGAGUGCAAAGGUGAAAGUUCGAGUUGGAAUAACUCCUGGAUCACAUAGCACUGAAGAAUCAAUAAAUCGACAAUUAUGCGAUAAAGAAAGAGUUGCGGCAGCAAUGGAAAAUCAAACAUUGAUGACUGCUGUUAAUAAAUGUUUGGUUUUAGCCGAAGAAUAG
Messenger RNA from Caenorhabditis angaria, 530 nucleotides. Lineage: Eukaryota; Metazoa; Nematoda; Chromadorea; Rhabditida; Rhabditidae. The record is from the annotation of a GenBank genome assembly.